ACUGUGAUGAGAGCUCCUCUAAUGUGUCAACGCAGAAGCAGGCGGGCUUUAGCUCCCCAUCAAAGAGCUUACGGGUCAGGGGAGAUGGCGGGAUUUCACUAUCGGGCCGUAAUGAAGACGUAUGGGGGCCCAGAUGUUACGGCUGCCUCGCUGAGAGGCGGGCGCAGCCGCGCGGCCGGGUAGAAGCUGAUGUAUAUCUUCGGAAAGUAAAUUUCGCACCGCCGUUACAACAUGAGAUGAGAAAACAUUAACGUUGUUGAUACGGCGGUGAUCGCUGUAAAUCGUGAGCGAUCGCUUUUUUUUCUCUUUGUGUUGGUUGAAGUGUGUGGAGAAAUUGCGCUAAACGCGUCCAGGUGCGCUCAUUGUGACGGUUUUCCGCCAAUUUGGUAUUCCCCGGGGGGUCCGUGGGUUUCGCGUGCGAUAUUGUAAUUCAAUGCGACGUUAUGGUCCAAAAACGCUUUCGCGCGCCCAAUUAGCAAGGUGUGCUUACGGACUCCCAAAUUGUCACCCCGGCAUUAAAUAAUCAAGUCGAUACACGGAAAGACCAUUCACGCCCUCCUGGCUCCUCGAUGCGGCUGCUUUUGGACGCGGAGACAGUGAAACUCCUUGCAGCCGAUGCUCGGCGGAGCGGAAAGACUUGAGACGACUUAAGACACACCGGAGGGGUGAGAGAAGAUGGGGUGGCUGCUUCUGAAGUACGUGGGGCUGCUGCUCGCGGUGAUGCCAAUAUUAGCGGGGUCGCAGCAGGAUCUACAGCAGAAGAAAACGGCGGACGGUUUGCCAACGUGUAGCAUCGCGUGCCAGACGCGAGCGGCGGACGCACCCGAGGCGGUGGCGCUGCCCAUCAUCGGGGAACCGGGCAAGCCUGGCGCUAGAGGCGAGCGCGGCCUUACGGGCAGACCCGGGCCGAGGGGCCCGAAAGGAUCGCCGGGUCCACCCGGUCCCCCCGGGCCGCCAGGCCCUCCCGGCCCGAAGGGAGACAAGGGAGGCUACGGUAAACCCCCGACCACGGGGAUGGACUGCUGCUUGUACUCGGACAACCCGCUGGGGAGUAAGUCGGCAGACGCGCUGUCGUGGCUGCCGGCGGGGACGCAGGAGGACAUGUGGGCCGGGUUCUCCGUCGCCGUGACGACAGACGUCUUCGCCACGGAGGACACCGCCGUCAUCUUCGACCACGUCUUCUCCAACGUCGGCGACGGGUACGACAGGGCCACGGGCGCCUUCACGUGCAAGCUGGGCGGCUGGUACUACUUCACGUUCCACGUGCUGAAGCCGCGGUACCGCGACGGCAUGUGGGCGGACCUGAUGCUGAACGGCGCCCAGCAGACCUCCGCCAUCGCGUUCGACGACAGUCACAGCGACACCGGCAGCAACUCGCUGGUCCUCAGCCUCAAGCGGGGCGACAGGGUGUGGAUCAGACUGCGCAAGGAUCACACCCUGUACGGCAGUCAGGACAAGUUCAGCACCUUCUCCGGGUUCCUACUCUACAGAACCUACUGAAGACCGUCCCCAAAUCACAGUCAGUAGAGACCAGAAGGAGAACAGUGAAAGAAUUCUACAAGACGUUCCGUGGCGUAUACUGUUGGAUGUACCACUAGCAGACGUCACACCGUCAAGUCCAGGACAAGUUUAGGACCUUCUCCGGCUUCAUACUCUACAGAACGUACUGAGGACCCUCACUUCACAACAGUAGAGACCAGAAGAACACUGUAAGAAUUCUACAAGACGUGAGCGUUCCGCGGCUUCUACUGUUGGAUUUUGGAUUUACCACUAUCAUACGUCAACGUCAAGUCGUCCCCCGUGUACAGAUUAAGUGGCUUCGAACAGAAGGAGUCUUAAAGACGGAUAUGAGAUACGUCUUCGUCGCACUUGACCUUCUAGGAUAUCGAUAGAUCGUGGCUGAACCUUCGACCGACGCUAUGCAAGCCCCCGACGGAUCCCAACCUUCGCGAUACGCGAACAAAGGUGUGUCGAUCGAGAUAUGUUUCAGUCGCGCCUUGUUGCAGGCGAUAGUCCUUAUGACUGAUGUGCGGUACGCUUUAUCUUCCCACCUGAAGAUUAUGUUCUUUAAGACGCAUUCUGGAGAUAUAUGUCUUAAGACAUAGCGGCUGACAUUCCUGACAUCGACCAUUGUUCUUUUACAUUACGGCGUAGGCGAGUAAACUUAGCGUAUCGUCUCAUUUUAGCGGAGAUGUAUUUCACGUCUUAAUGUUCUGUGCAUGUACAGUAUAUUUUCUAUCAAACAGUACGUAUUAAUAUAAGGCGUGGGCAGGGUAUAGCAUUUUCAUGAAAGGCACGAUUGAGACGCGGCCAUAUAUACGGCGAAAUGGAGUAGGUAAAGCAGACUCCUAAUGGAACCGGACAUGCAUGAAAGGCCACGGAGGAAACGCACCAAAUUGAAGGAACCCUGACUAUUAGAAUCGCCCAUCAGGAACGCUACACGUGGAGUCUGAUGCGCCGCUUGAGGUGAACCCUGCCAGGCUGUUUGAUACGGCUACUCUUUCUGCAUUACCGGGACUUGGCGGUACGCUAUAGCUUGUACAAUAAAUGGCGUCGUUUGUUUGAAUCUAUAGUUGUAUCGGCCGUGGCGUAUGUGUUCAUGAAGUUUGUGUUUUCUUGGUUUUUCCUUUAAUGCCCACGAUCACGAUAAUGAUCAUACUGGAAUACUGCUUAAUACCUUAGCGAAGCGAUUUUCCCAAGGGCACAACGUUGGUGACAUGGCAGGAUUCGAACCCGGGACCUCCUAGUUUGAAUCUAUAGUUGUACCAGGCCAUUGCGAGUUCGUGUUCUUCCAUCACAGUGCAU
Branchiostoma belcheri (Belcher's lancelet) is the source of this 2805-nucleotide messenger RNA. Its product is annotated as complement C1q-like protein 4. NCBI's taxonomy places the organism in Eukaryota, Metazoa, Chordata, Leptocardii, Amphioxiformes, Branchiostomatidae. Gene Ontology annotation, molecular function: protein binding. The record is from RefSeq and is a predicted model, not a curated record. The transcript has a single exon. Bases 676 to 1500 code for a protein of 274 amino acids.